GUUGUUUAUGGCCCCGCCUCCUUAUGGCGCUCUAGCAUGGAGACCGCACGAUAGCGCCGCAGCUGGGAGCGGCAGAGCCGAGAGUGUCGUUUCUUCUCUGUGUACCUCACAUAAAGAGAAGAAAGACUGACGAGACGACCAAUCAGGGACCGAAGCAGAACAACAGAAACCGACGGGAACCGAAGGAAGAACGGACACGUUACAUUCUGCCGUGUCACCUCGUUUUAUUCUCCGUUCCGGGUGUGUCGGUGCCCUUUUAAACAACCUUUAAUGCCUCGAAUGUGAGAGAGAACGAGAAAGAGAGAGCUAGGCUGCUUUACGUUGGUUAAGCCGUAGAGGACUCGCUGGCCGCCAGAGGAAAAGAUGUGCGAUGGAAUGGUAGCGUUUCAGACGAGAGCUCUGUCCACGUCCACCUCCUCCUCCUCAUCUCCAGCCCACAGACUGGCUGCCUCCGCGCUUCUCCUCCUCUUCACCCUGCUUCCUCAUGGUCACGCAUCAGGUUGUGCGCGGACGCCUGGCGUGCAGCACGGAGACCUUCUGUACCAGACAGAGGCAAACCGGGGAUCUUUUCCACCAGGAACCCUGCUGACCUACGGGUGUGAGCCGGGCUACACUGCAGAUGGAUCGACCACCAUCGUCUGUACCAACUCUGGAACCUGGUCCCAUCCACCACCACUUUGUAUUCGAGGCAAUGUCUGUUCCCCUCCACCUGAACCAGAGAACGGCGGCUACCGCUGUCACCCCUCACCCUGCCACCACCUCACCCAGAAGACUGUCAUCGAGUACUUCUGUGACGAGGGCUACGCACUGAAGGGAGACUACAAGUUCCUCACCUGCCAGAAUGGCGAGUGGGACGGUCCCAUGCAGAUCAGCUGCAGACUAACACAAGUCAAAGAACAGAGCUCACCCCUGGGUAUUCCAGCCCUGUCCAUCGUCACCUCCACAGCCAGCUCUGUGGUCCUCAUCCUCCUUUUAGUGGUGUUGUUUGUUCUUGUACAGCCAAAACUCAAGUCCUUUCAUCACAGCAGGAGGGAGACGGGCGGGAUCUCUGGCCAGGGCAGCUCCAUCAUGGUGGAGGGUGUCCAGGUGAGCCUUCCCUCAUAUGAAGAGGCGGUAUACGGGAGUGGUGGACCGUGCGCCCCCUCGGGUCCUCCUCCUUCUCCGUCACCUCCUCCACCUUCUUUAGAGUCACGAGUCCCCAUCGUGCUCUCCGAGGGGUUUCCUCAGGGGGCCACCGGAGGCCAAGGUUCCAGCCGGACCCGGCACCACAGAGACUUAGACUUCUGUCUCCCGUCCACUUCCUCCUCAUCCUCCUACUCCUCCCGCCGUCAUGCAGAGCCAGUGCUGGUUCACCAGGCCCCUUCGUCCUCUUCUUCCUCCUCCUCAUCAUCCUGUUCUUCGUCAUGGGCCAGAGAGCACCCUGGGGGUGCAUGCGCAGGCCCCCUACCUCUACGUAGAGACUCUGAGAGCAGUGACCAGAACAGUCUGCUGUCUGUCACCUCCGCAGAAGAAUUUUCUGACGAUAUUCCCCUGCUGAAGGAAGCAUGAAGCCUGCCAGGCCUCCGUCAGCAUCGGCUGCAGAGCUCCCUCACUGUCUCUAUCUCACUGCUGACCAGGACCGACUGUGGCUGACAACCUACUUCCCUUCUCCGACCCCCCCCUCCCUCAGCAGCUGGCACGAAAAAUGUCUCGAACUAUUCCAUUCGCAAUUCUCCUACUGCAACCUCUGUCUACCACCAUCGCUAACCAUGCAGAGCAAAGCCAACAACCGACCUUCACUGGCACUUGGAGUAGUGAUGGAGCGACACUGGACCCAGCUCCAGUGUCAAACUAAAGACAAAUCCUGACCAGUGAAGCGCUGCCAGCGCAGCAGAAACCCUGUAGAUCUUAUGUAUACCAGUACAAGGUUGUGUAUUAUAGGCUUUGAAUUAUCGUACACCUGCCUCCUUCACCCAGGUGUCAUUCACUGUCUGGGAUAUCUACAGAUGUUUCAAAACAAAAACAGAAAAAUCACUUGAGAUGUUCACUCCUGAUGCCAUGGCACUCAGAAACAGAAUGGUCUUCCCUCUGUACUUGAAAAGUUGUGAGUGAUGAUGGGCUGGGCGUGUUUUCUUUUCUUCUUCUUCUUCU
Molecule: messenger RNA, 2130 nt
Organism: Cynoglossus semilaevis (tongue sole)
Lineage: Eukaryota; Metazoa; Chordata; Actinopteri; Pleuronectiformes; Cynoglossidae
Product: sushi domain-containing protein 6-like
Exons: 8
Coding region: 364-1548 (394 amino acids)
Biological process (GO): DNA damage response
Source: RefSeq, a predicted model, not a curated record